GGUGGCCGACCGGCCUCCGGCGCUGGUCCAUAGCGGGCGCCGCGGCCUGAGGCUGGGAUGUGACCGGCAGUGGGCUCCCGGCUCCGGGUGGUGACGGCUGUGAGCAGCGGCGACUGCGGCGAGGGCGGCGCAGGCGGGCGGACGAAACCAGGACGCCUAGAGCUGCCGGCCGACAGGGCCGCGGGAUGAGGAAGCGGACCGAGCCCGUCACCUUGGAGCAUGAGCGCUGCGCCGCCACAGGCUCGUCCUCCUCCGGCUCGGCCGCCGCGGCGCUGGACGCCGACUGCAGCUUGAAGCAGAACCUGCGUCUGGCGGGCAAGGGGACGGCAGAGCCGUGCAGCGCAUCCGACGCGGGCAUGAAGCGGGCGCUGGGCAGACGAAAGAGCCUGUGGUUCCGACUAAGGAAGAUACUUCUCUGUGUUCUGGGGUUCUACAUUGCCAUUCCAUUUCUUGUCAAACUGUGUCCUGGGAUACAGGCCAAACUGAUAUUCUUAAAUUUUGUGAGGGUUCCCUAUUUCAUUGACUUAAAAAAACCACAGGAUCAAGGUUUGAAUCACACCUGCAAUUACUACCUCCAGCCAGAGGCUGAUGUGACUAUUGGAGUCUGGCACACCAUCCCCUCUGUCUGGUGGAAGAAUGCCCAAGGGAAGGACCAGAUGUGGUAUGAAGAUGCCCUGGCUUCUAACCACGCCAUCAUACUAUACUUGCAUGGGAAUGCAGGCACCAGAGGAGGCGACCACCGUGUGGAGCUGUACAAGGUGCUGAGUUCCCAGGGUUACCACGUGGUCACCUUCGACUACAGAGGUUGGGGUGACUCAGUAGGAACACCAUCGGAGCGAGGCAUGACAUAUGACGCACUCCAUGUUUUUGACUGGAUCAAAGCAAGAAGUGGUGAUAAUCCUGUGUAUAUUUGGGGCCAUUCGCUGGGCACUGGAGUGGCAACAAAUCUGGUACGGCGUCUCUGUGAGCGAGAGACGCCACCAGAUGCCCUUAUAUUGGAGUCUCCAUUCACAAAUAUUCGUGAAGAAGCAAAGAGUCAUCCAUUUUCAGUGAUAUACCGAUACUUCCCUGGCUUUGACUGGUUCUUCCUCGACCCCAUUACAAGCAGUGGAAUUAAAUUUGCAAAUGACGAAAAUGUGAAGCACAUCUCCUGUCCUCUGCUUAUCUUGCACGCUGAGGAUGACCCAGUUGUACCCUUUCAUCUCGGCAGAAAGCUAUACAACAUUGCUGCACCAUCUCGAAGUUUCCGAGACUUCAAAGUCCAGUUCAUUCCCUUUCACUCAGACCUUGGCUACAGACAUAAGUACAUCUACAAGAGCCCAGAGCUUCCACGGAUACUGAGGGAAUUCCUAGGGAAGUCGGAACCGGAGCGCCAGCACUGAGACUGGCCCGUGAGGAGCAUGAAGAACCACCUUCCUUCCCUUCUCCCCUGGACAGCAGUCUGGCACCCAGAAGCCCAGAGUGCCACCACCUGUGGUGCUCAGGAGCCCAGUGCAUACCUAGAAAGAGGACUCAGACACAGCGGGCAGAGGCUCCACAGAUGGCUGUGAGGAAAACCCAGUGGCAGGCAGGUGGCCCCCUGACCCUCUGGUGGCCACUGAGCUUUUUUGGGGAAGGCUUAUAGCCAAUAGGUGGACCCCAUACGAUGGGCACAGGAGCCUGGGAAGGGCUCAGGAGCACUCCAGGCUCUCUGGCACCACCACUUAAGAUACAGGAAAAUGGUUCUUUCUGCCCUUCCUGGCAGACACAGAAGAGACUCCAAGUGGUUCAGUUUGUCCCCUCCAGCUCAUGUACCUGCUUGCCUUCCUCAGCUGUCCCUGCCUCUCCUGGCAUCUGUUCACUCACAGUAAGGGACACCUGGAUCUGCACUUCCAUUCUGCCCACCCGUCUGUCACCUAACCUGGCCGUAGACUGAGCAAUUAUUUAAGAAUAAAAUCUCAGUGGUGGUCUGUC
Grammomys surdaster is the source of this 1953-nucleotide messenger RNA. RefSeq names its product abhydrolase domain containing 12 (gene Abhd12). The record is from RefSeq and is a predicted model, not a curated record. The transcript has 13 exons. Bases 186 to 1382 code for a protein of 398 amino acids. NCBI's taxonomy places the organism in Eukaryota, Metazoa, Chordata, Mammalia, Rodentia, Muridae. Gene Ontology annotation, biological process: phosphatidylserine catabolic process; monoacylglycerol catabolic process. Gene Ontology annotation, molecular function: phosphatidylcholine lysophospholipase A1 activity; monoacylglycerol lipase activity. Gene Ontology annotation, cellular component: endoplasmic reticulum membrane.